GCUUUAACAUUUACAAUGAAUGCUGUUUAGUUUUUAGUUGUUUUGAAAUCAUAUGUUCAAAAAGUGUUGUAGUCGUAUACAGAACAGUAGUUCGUAAAGUACUUGCUACUUAUAACCACUAAAUUUCAGUAAAGUAAUAAAAAUACCGUUGACAAUUUUUUUUGCGCGGGAAGCUAUAUUGUAAUGAAAACUUUUAUUUGCAAUAUAUUGCCCAGUGUAGUUAUUAAUUCACAGUAAUUCAAAAUGACCGACGCACUGAACCAUUUAGUAGUUGAUGGAAAUGAAGUUUUGGAGUUGAAAUUAGUACGAACAGUAAAAGAUAUUGAAGACGAUGAAGCGAGUUUUGGCCCUGAAAUGUGUCACCAAGUAUUUGGGGAGAAUGAAAACAUUUUCGGUUACACGGAUUUGAAUAUAAAGCUCUAUUACAGUGCAGGAAGUCUUCAGACUUAUCUGGGGAUCGAUUAUACAAACAAGAUUGAACCCAGUAAAUCAGAUGGAAUGAAAGCGGACGAUGUAGAGGGUGCAUUAAGAAAAGUCUUAGCACCAGGCUAUGUAACGAAUUUAGAUCGUUUUAUAUCUUUGUUGGGAAAGGAUCGGAAUUUUGUCCCUCAUGGUCAGCUUGAGCAUGCAUUCCCUCUUGAAUCUCGUGAUGGUGGUGAAAAAAGGCUAUUUGAGGUAUAUUACAGUGAAACAUCAACUCCUGGCUUCCUGGCUUAUCAUCAGCGCCUACAAACCUUCCUGCUGUGGUAUGUUGAUGCCGCUUCAUUCAUUGAUGUGGAUGAUGACCAAUGGACUUUCUUUACAGUCUUUGAGAAAUACUGGACUAGUGAUGGAGAGGUGAGGUAUGCUACCGCUGGAUAUGCGACCGUGUAUCGCUACUACGCGUACCCGCGACACACGCGCCCCCGGGUCUCACAGGUGUUAACACUACCACCUUUCCGGAAGCUGGGACUCUGUGCAGCCUUAUUACAGUCAGUAUAUUCUCACUUCAUAUCACAACCUGAGGUAGUGGACAUCACAGUGGAGGAUCCUUCACCGGAGUUCCAGAGAAUAAGAGACUAUGUUGAUGCAAAGAAUUGUGAAUCUCUGUCUGCAUUUCAACCUGCUAAACUAUUACAAGGUUUCUCUCCGGAAAUGGAGAAGCAAGCCUGCAAAAAAUUCAAAAUAAACAAGAAGCAGGCGCGCCGCGUCUACGAGAUAUUACGACUGAAGAACACCAACACAUCCGACAAGGCUGCAUAUCUUAGCUACAGGCUGGAUGUUAAAAACAGACUCAACGCACCAUUUCAGAAAAAGAAGUUAGAAAUGAAAAAGUUACAAAAAGUUCUGAAGUCCGAAGAGUAUAUGGCGACCAUAACAUCGACUGGUGCCAAUGAAACACAAAGCCGUCUCUCCAGUCAGUAUCUGGAUUUAGAGGAAGAAUACAGACGCGUCAUACAUAGAAUGGACCACGAUUAAAUGCAUAAAUGCGACGAAAAAAGUAACAUCUGUUAAGGGAUUGCCAAGACAUGUCACUUUUUUCGUCAUAUUGGCUGAAUACACUUUCUUUUUUUGUUCAAUGUUAUUCCGUCUAUACUGGUCUAUAAUUAUUUGAUAAUUUUUUUCAUUAUGUAAGAUUUAGAUUUAAUGUAACAACUUUUUAGUAAAUAAUAAU
Papilio machaon (common yellow swallowtail) is the source of this 1654-nucleotide messenger RNA. RefSeq names its product histone acetyltransferase type B catalytic subunit (gene Hat1). The transcript has 8 exons. Gene Ontology annotation, biological process: subtelomeric heterochromatin formation. NCBI's taxonomy places the organism in Eukaryota, Metazoa, Arthropoda, Insecta, Lepidoptera, Papilionidae. The coding region runs from base 244 to 1458 and encodes 404 amino acids. The record is from RefSeq and is a predicted model, not a curated record. Gene Ontology annotation, molecular function: histone H4 acetyltransferase activity; histone binding. Gene Ontology annotation, cellular component: nucleus.